AUGAUUCGCUCAAGUUUUAUUGCUAUGUUGCUCAUUUGUGUCGUGUGUUCAUUCUGUGGCAAAGAUUUUGUAACGCUUGGGCGACACUCAUGGCGGUGUAAACAACGUAUUAAUCAUGAUCAAAGCCGCUCUGGAAGCACAGAAAGAGAAAUGCCUGCUUUGAGUAAUCCUAACAUACCUAUUACACAACGAACUGUAAUUAAAUGUUGCUGCGGCAAAGUUUGUAAAGGUAAUCGGGGUUUGAAAAUGCACCAGCGUAGCUGUCAAGUCUUACAUGGGCUAAACAACGAGUUGUGCGCAGAUCUUGAGGAGCAAAUUGCAGAUAACCCUGAGAAUAUCAUAACGGACGACCACCCACCCACAACACAGUCAACUUUAGACAGUGAAGAAAUUACUCCUGAUCUAAAGAAAGGCAUAAAUCUUCCGAAGAAGGACUCUGAAUGGGAAACGGCCAACGAUUAUUUUAAAUUUGCAAUCCCUUUUAAUGGACCAAUCAUAUCGCAAGAUUUCAAUUCAAGUAUAAGGCAUUUAAACGAUACUAUAUAUAAUUACUUUGUUGAUAAUUUUGGAAAUGUUGAGACGGCCGAGAAACUCGUAGCAAAGUAUAAAGAUCAUUCUAUAAAGGAUCUAAAGAAGGCUUUAAGCAAUUUAAAGUCCACAAAUUCGGAGGUAGCCGAAAUAAAAUAUGUGUCUCGUAUUCUGCGCAAUAAGCUUCGUAACCAUGGUGACAUUCAGACAGGCUCCAACCGAGACAACUCGUUUAAUCACGACAAAUACAUGGAAAGAAAUUUUUGGGGUUAUGUUAAAAACGUUUUAAAUAAGGAAGAUGCUCUGUUCCCAUCCUUCAGCAUGACAGAAUGUGCGGUUUAUUUUACUAAAACUUUAGCUGCAGUUCACCCUGGCAAACUGUUUCAUAUUCCAAGCUGGAUUCCUAGGUUAUCUGAUCCGCAAGUGGAAUUUGACCUUGACCCGCCUACAUACCAACAAGUUACUGCUGUUAUCCGUAAAAUGAAAGCAUCUGGUUCUCCUUGUCCUCUCGAUCAGAUAUCAGUCAUAUGCUUUAAGCGAUGUCCUUACCUAAGAACUUAUUUAACUGAACUAAUACGCGCUGUCUGGCUUUCAGGAUCUAUCCCGAGUGAAUGGAAAAGAGCUUGCACUAUACUUAUUCAUAAGAAAGGCAACACGAGUAUUCCCUCAAAUUUCCGACCGAUCACACUCGAAUCUAUACCGCUUAAAGUAUUUACAUCAUGUCUGCGUAACGCAAUGUACUCCUUUCUCACCGCCAAUAACUUUAUAGAACAUAACAUACAAAAAGGCUUCACCCCAAAUCUGUCUGGUACUAUGGAACAUACUGCGCAAAUGGCUAAUAUAAUAAACAAAGCUCGUAUAAAACAACGUUCACUUGUCAUCACACUACUUGACCUCAAAAACGCUUUUGGAGAAGUUCAUCACAACUUAAUCCAAUCGGUCCUUGGCUAUCAUCACAUCCCUAAUCACAUGAAUAAUUUAAUAAAAAGCUCAUACACUGAUUUUAAAACUUCCGUAAUUACGUCUGAGUUCCGUACCCAUUUUAUACCUGUUGGCCGUGGUGUAUUGCAAGGUGACUGUCUUAGUCCUCUACUAUUUAAUAUGUGUUUCAACACAUAUAUUCAGCAUAUCAAAGCUGAAAAGUACCGUCAGUUCGGUUUCUCCCUCCAACUUCUUAUUCCAAUCCACUGGUUUCAGUUUGCCGAUGAUGCUGCGGUUAUUACUGGUCAAGAGUCGGAAAAUCAACAUCUCCUUAAUCGAUUCUCUAUCUGGUGUCAAUGGUCCAACAUGGUUGUUAGAGUUGAUAAAUGUAGCACAUUUGGCAUCAAAAAAGUUUUAUCAAAAUCUGCCCAGUACCUGCCGAAACUUUUGAUCAAUAAGGAUCUCAUACCAACAAUUAAGACUGGAGAAUCAUUUGAGUAUUUGGGACGACAUUUCGACUUUAACAUGACUAAUGAAAAACAUAAAUCUGAAGUGAUUUCCCUCAUUGAUGAACUAAUGUCCGAAAUAGAUCUUAAACCUCUUCACCCAAAAAACAAAAUUUUACUUUACAGUCGUUAUGUUUUGUCGAAGCUAUCCUGGCAUUUUACUGUUGCUACGAUAUCUAAAACUUGGGUAGUCGAAAAUAUCGAUUCUUCGGUGAACAAGUACAUCCAAAAAUGGCUGGAAGUACCUAUAUCUGGAACACUAAGUAACGUUUUUCUAACCCGUAAUAAGUUUGGUCUAAAUAUCCUCCCUGCAUCAGUCAAAUUCAUUCAGUGUCAAACAGUUCUACGCAAUGCCCUGAAAACAUCUCCAAACGAUAAAUUCAAUAAACGAACUGUGGACGUCAACUAA
Paramuricea clavata is the source of this 2364-nucleotide messenger RNA. The record is from the annotation of a GenBank genome assembly. Lineage: Eukaryota; Metazoa; Cnidaria; Anthozoa; Malacalcyonacea; Plexauridae.